Molecule: messenger RNA, 1188 nt
Organism: Eimeria necatrix
Lineage: Eukaryota; Apicomplexa; Conoidasida; Eucoccidiorida; Eimeriidae
Exons: 2
Coding region: 1-1188 (395 amino acids)
Source: RefSeq, a predicted model, not a curated record
AUGGGAUUGACUGAUUUUUUCGUCCUUUUAGGGUUAGUCCACUCGUCUCUGCUUAUUGAGAAGGCUAUAGCUGACGUUGGCAUAUUUUCUUCCGAUGGAAACUCCGUUCGCACGACCAGCACCUUGCACCGCCAAUCAUGGACGAUGAGUCCAGAUGGCUGCCGCGUUGGCAAGGCCGGGAACUUAGUUGUUACUCCUCUCGGUGGUUCUGCUGCUGACGGCAGGGAAAUUUUGGACACCCAAAGGACAGGACCACAGCUUUGCGCCUGGCUUUCGAUGAUGGAGAAGGCCCACUAUGAAAUGUCAUCUGCAUGGGAGUCGAGACACAAUCGUAAGAGGUCUCAGGUAUCUCGCUGGAACAUACUCAGAAGAUUUCUACUAUGGACUCGGAGUUUCCCUGAGCUAGAGUUUCAGGUGGAGGUUCGCUACAUAUCUUUGUGGAACAAGGACCGAUUUGGGCACCCGAUGCCGUGGGCCAGUGUGGUAUUUAGGUAUAUUUGCCCAGAAAGCGACCGUAGCUACGGGCUGCUGGAUCACCUUUGUGGUGCAGUUUUUUCACAAGGCAAGGACCCUCGCGUUGGAACGGAAGUCUAUCUUCUUCUGCAGCCGCGCACCGGCUACAAUCGUCCACUAGAUGUACGUGCAAGCAACUGGCAGUACGUAUCGGGAGCCUUAUCAGGCCUAAGAGGUGCAAGGACAGAAUCUCAAAGGGAGGCGGAUGAAAAAUGGAUGUGGUUAUCAUCUACAUAUAGUCGGUUGAACUCUAUUAUGACGAUAUCAGGCAAAGUUGAUGACUGCUGGAUGAACGGUGGAGAAUGCUAUUUCAAAUGGUUAUUGCGUGUGGAGUGGAGGCUCUUCAGUGAAACAGUAUGUGAGCGCUUACAUCGGGAUGCGAAUGCAGGAUUUGGUGGUGCACUCAAGGCUGCAGCGUUACAAAGUGUUCAGGUGAACAUCACCGGGAUGGAUUUAUUCAAUUUCUCCAGCCCACUCCUGUAUGGCGUCUUAGAUGAAGGAAUAUUGCAGCUUAACGCUGGGUCGGGCUUCGUAACGCUGGAAGUGGAUACAAACCCAUUCAAUCCCCCUAACUUCGAACGUGCGAAAUCCACAUCACAAAAUGUUAGAGCGGCAUCCAUGCUUUUUAAGGGCGUUAGAAGUUUCUUCGGUGCGAGGAGUAAGGAAGACUCAUGA